This is a messenger RNA of Striga hermonthica, 1011 nucleotides long. The record is from the annotation of a GenBank genome assembly. Lineage: Eukaryota; Viridiplantae; Streptophyta; Magnoliopsida; Lamiales; Orobanchaceae.
AUGACACCUGUUUGUCCUUUCACCAAAGCAUCCCGUCCUGAUGAUGCGUCUGGCAAGAGAGUUGGCGAGAGCCAAAGUAGACAGCACGCAAAUGAUAACAAGGGUCAACAAGAGAAUGUGAUUUCACCAAAGUGCCCUUUUGGAUAUGACUCUCAGACAUUUAAGUUAGGCCCCCUCAGCUGCAUGAUAUGCCAAGCACUUCUCUUUCAAUGCAGUAAAUGUGUGCCCUGCUCUCAUGUAUUUUGCAAAGUUUGCAUAUCGAGGUUUAAGGAUUGUCCUUUAUGUGGUGCUGACAUUGAGAAGAUUGAAGAUGAUCUGAAUCUCCAGAGUGUCGUUGAUCGAUUCAUUGAAGGUCACGCAAGGAUCAAGAGGUCUCAAGUUGAUGGUGAAAAGGAGGAAAAGGGAGGUGAUAAGAAAACAGUAAUAUAUGAAGAUGUGUCCCUCGAACGAGGUGCUUUCUUGAUGCAGCAGGCCAUGAGGGCACUUCGUGCAAAUAAUAUAGAAAGUGCAAAAUCAAGAUUUAGUUUCUGCGCUGAAGAUGUCAGAGAACAAUUGGAAAGUACAGGAAAUACUCCCGAUUUGUGCUCUCAGCUUGGUGCCGUUUUGGGUAUGCUUGGCGAUUGCUGCCGAGCUACUGGCGACGCUAGUUCUGCGAUUUCGUACUUUGAAGAAAGUGUCAAUUUCCUUAUGAAAGUGCCUAAGGAUAACCCAGAGAUAACACAUACACUUUCUGUCUCACUGAAUAAAAUUGGAGAUCUAAAAUACUACGAAGGGGAUUUACAAGGAGCACGGUCAUAUUAUUUUCAGGCUUUGGAUGUUAUUGAUGUGGCUGUAUCAAUUGCUAAAGUUGCUGAUGUGGAUAGAAAUAUCGGAAAUAACGACACAGCUAUUGCUGGUUUUGAAGAGGGCGUAAAAUUACUGAGCUCGUUAACAAUAGGAGCUGAGGAAGUUGGACUUGAACAACGGAGGAUUUCAGUGCUCGAGUUCCUCAACAACCAACUCAGAAAAUAG